AUGUCGAGCACAGGUUUCACCAGCCCUUUUGGGAACGCAAACCCGUUUGGCAGUUCAGGCAGAUCUGAAUCUGGGCCAAUGCAUAGGCUGGUUGAGGAAGACGAGAAUGAUACUAUUACUUCGCCUACAACUCCCCAUUUCGGCGUCAAGAACAACACUGCGCCCUCUUUUUGGAACGGCUUUGGUGGCGAUGCUCCGUCAGACAUGCCCGUCCGGCGCCAACCUGAUGACUUCCCUGCUCACUACAACUUGGGUCGCCGGACCUCCGUUUCGGCAGAAUCCCUGAAACCAGUCACGGAUAACUCCGACAACUGGUCACCUCCUGUUCAUCCGAAGACAGCAGAGCAACUUGAGCGUUUGAAGAAAGCCAUCAGCGGCAACUUUCUUUUCAACCACCUUGAGGACGACCAGAGUGCCCAAGUAUUGGGUGCUUUGGUAGAGAAGCCGGUGCCUGCCAAAGGAAUCAAGGUGAUCACUCAAGGCGAUGCCGGUGAUUAUUUCUAUGUGGUAGAGAAGGGAAGAUUCGAGGUUUAUGUCAACAGCACCGGCGCUCUUCAACCCGGCCCAGACGGCAUGGGACAGAAGGUUGGCGAGAUAGCGGAGGGUGGCUCUUUUGGCGAGCUUGCCCUCAUGUACAACGCACCCCGUGCUGCCACUGUCGUCUCUGCUGAGCCCCAGUGCACACUAUGGGCGCUUGAUCGUGUCACCUUCCGACGAAUUCUCAUGGAAUCGACCUUUUCUCGUCGUCGGAUGUACGAGAGCUUUCUGGAAGAAGUGCCCAUCCUCAAGACCCUUACGCCAUAUGAGCGGUCCAAGAUUGCGGAUGCUCUCGAGAGCCAGAAGUACCCGGCUGGCCAUGAGAUCAUUCUUGAGGGUGACCCCGGCCACUCCUUCUUCCUGUUAGAGGCUGGCGAGGCGGCAGCGUUCAAGCGAGGAAACGAUUCUCCAGUUAAGAACUACAAGAAGGGCGAUUUCUUCGGUGAGCUUGCGCUGCUGAAUGAUGCCCCUCGCGCGGCCAGCGUCAUCAGCCAAACUGAGGUCAAGGUUGCCAGGCUUGGCAAGAAUGCUUUUCAAAGGUUGCUUGGUCCGAUUGAAAGCAUCCUGCGGAGGACUAGGUACGUUGAAGCGGAAGAGGUGGAUCCUUUGCAGGUGUCUUGA
Messenger RNA from Neurospora hispaniola, 1158 nucleotides. Its product is annotated as cAMP dependent protein kinase A regulatory subunit. Lineage: Eukaryota; Fungi; Ascomycota; Sordariomycetes; Sordariales; Sordariaceae. Gene Ontology annotation, biological process: negative regulation of cAMP-dependent protein kinase activity. The coding region runs from base 1 to 1158 and encodes 385 amino acids. The transcript has 2 exons. Gene Ontology annotation, molecular function: cAMP-dependent protein kinase inhibitor activity; protein kinase A catalytic subunit binding; cAMP binding. Gene Ontology annotation, cellular component: nucleus; cAMP-dependent protein kinase complex. The record is from RefSeq and is a predicted model, not a curated record.